GGUAGGUCAUCAGUCCAGUGGCGGCGGUGGAGUAGACAGACGUGCCUCCCUCCCUCCCUCAGCUAAAUCCACUGCACACUGAAAAUUUGUCCAUCUUCUCUUCAAAGUUAAAUUUGCCUUAACCCGAUAAGAGAUAAUUAACAAAUACGGGCACAGCGGCAAGAGAACAAGAGGUUAACAGCAGCAGCCUAGAGCUCAGGGUUAACAACAAGAUGCGUCGUGCAGUGGUGGUUGUGGUGUUGGCAGUGUUGGGUUUGUUGGCAGCAGGUCAGAGGAUCCAGACAGUGGAGGUGGCCAACUCGAGGUAUUUCAUCUCCAACGCGUCGCCCUACUCCCCGCAGCUCAACUGGUUCUUGGCUUACGAGUAUUGCCGCACUAUUGGCAUGGAACUCCUCAGCUUUGAGAGGCUGGAGGAAACCAACCAACUCACCGACUUCCUCAGAAACAACGACUAUAUCACAAGUGACUACUGGACAAGUGGUAACCAGCUGGGGUCAGAGAUGUGGAUCUGGAUGAGCACUGGCCAGCCCUUCAACACAACCUUCAACAACUGGGCAGCUGGAGGUCCUCCUCUUACCAAGUCCCAACUGUCAUGUAUGAGCACUGAGAGAGAGACCUGGUCAGCACAAAACUGCAUGGAUGCCAAGCACUUCAUUUGUGAACAGACCCGAUGCUUCUACUAUAACUACGUGACAACCAACCAAGGAACACCUCAGGGGAACACAACCAUCUUACCUGGUGUCACUCAAGUCACAAGCAGACCACCUCUUCGCCCUGUCAGACCACUGACACACAUAGCAUCUCACCAGUCAACAGUGAACCACAGGCAGCAACAACAAGCACAACCUAAUCCCAGUGAAGAUUCACCCUUUGUUUCUAAUCAAUCAGAAUUUUCUGAAAACACAGUUUCAAUCUCAUCCCUUAUCACCACCACUCCUACGCCCCUGAAAGAAAUGACACCAACACCAACAAAUAUUAAGGUCAUGGUCACACCGUCUCCUCUGAAAAUAAUGACACCAACACCACCAAAUAUUAAAGUUAUGGUCACCCCCACUCCUGAACAGGUCACCAAGAUAAUGUCCCCCACCCCUGAACAGGUCACCAAGAUAAUGUCCCCCACUCCUGAACAAAUGACCAAGAUAAUGCCUCCAACAGCACCACCACAGGGGCAGUUAAAGUUGAUGUCCUUGAUAAAUGUGAGCCUGGAGAAUCCUGAUAAUGCAACCUUCAACAAUGAGAUCAUUCCCACUGAUCUCAUUCCUCACCUUCAACUGCUGCAACUUCCAGUUCAUGAGUUUACCUCUGUGGAGCCAGACACAGUGAACAAAACACAACACUACACGCAACCAUCCUCAGUAGGAAGGAAACAUUUAGUUGGGCUCUUAAUGAUGGCAGCUCACAGUGAUUUUAAAACAUAUACUGUAUGUAAUGUUGUGUGGUGUUCAUUUAUCAUCUAUGUAGUGCAAUAUAUUAUGUACUAUUGUUACUGUUUCUCAUAGUUCCAAUAGUUUAUUAUCAUUCAUCUUGUGUAAUAAAUUGUAUGUCUGUG
Molecule: messenger RNA, 1549 nt
Organism: Homarus americanus (American lobster)
Lineage: Eukaryota; Metazoa; Arthropoda; Malacostraca; Decapoda; Nephropidae
Gene: nw
Product: C-type lectin 37Da-like
Exons: 5
Coding region: 213-1499 (428 amino acids)
Biological process (GO): biological process involved in interspecies interaction between organisms
Cellular component (GO): external side of plasma membrane
Molecular function (GO): carbohydrate binding
Source: RefSeq, a predicted model, not a curated record